Molecule: messenger RNA, 444 nt
Organism: Protopolystoma xenopodis
Lineage: Eukaryota; Metazoa; Platyhelminthes; Monogenea; Polystomatidea; Polystomatidae
Source: the annotation of a GenBank genome assembly
AUGGUACCAGUUGAGACUCCUAUUGCAUCCAGUUUCCACUUCUGCUGCCCUCUCUUCACUCUCCACACUUCAUACAGCUCAGCUCUACCACAGCAUGCUGGAAGCCUGUUCACCACGUCUGCUCUUCUCUGUGCAAAGACCCGCGAGAUUCUCGACCUGCUUUCAGAGACGCCGACGCAGUUAUCUUCCACCCAAAUUGGUACUCCCAGUUCACAGUCCCUUGUACCCGACGUUCUGAACCUAGACGAAGCCAUGACGAUGAUGACUACUGUUCAAGGUCGCCUUGGAAACACGACGAAUUUGCGAAGGCUCGCUCGAAUCAAGUCUUUUCUGCCGUCGGCUUUUGCGCAUAAACCAAAGUCUACGCUUUCUUGGAAUAAGUUGAGAGAACAAUCGAGUUCACUACCCCCUCGGAUCGGCGAGAGAAACCCAGGCGGAAUUUAG